Messenger RNA from Nicrophorus vespilloides, 2287 nucleotides. RefSeq names its product peripheral plasma membrane protein CASK (gene CASK). The record is from RefSeq and is a predicted model, not a curated record. Gene Ontology annotation, cellular component: plasma membrane; cell-cell junction. NCBI's taxonomy places the organism in Eukaryota, Metazoa, Arthropoda, Insecta, Coleoptera, Silphidae. Gene Ontology annotation, molecular function: signaling receptor binding. The transcript is spliced from 13 exons. The coding region runs from base 219 to 1688 and encodes 489 amino acids. Gene Ontology annotation, biological process: regulation of neurotransmitter secretion.
UUGGAAAAGUGCCCUAAUGAGGAUCGAACUUAGUCGUAUACGACAUGCAUCCAGCUUAUCUGAGGGAUGAAGCGUAUCGAGAUGAUGAUCCUUUCCGUUUAAAGAGGAUUUUUCCAUUUUUGGUCGCCACGUGCGAAAGCCAUAAUAGUUUCCGGAAUGAUGAUCGCGGGCCAUGAAGAGGCCUCCUAGGAGCUCCGGCACACCGCAUUACGCAAGACAUGCUCUGCUACGCUUUGCUUCAAGCCCACGAUGUUGUGGCCCAUGAGAUCUAUGGAGAGGAUGCGAUGCGGGUCACGCCGCCUCCUCUUCUACCAUACCUCAACGGUGGUGACGACCUCGAUGGACCCAAUGGUGAUGUUGAAAUGGAAAACGUGACCCGGGUCAGGCUAGUGCAAUUCCAGAAGAAUACUGAUGAACCUAUGGGGAUUACGCUGAAGAUGAACGAGGAUGGUAAAUGCAUCGUAGCGAGGAUAAUGCACGGCGGGAUGAUCCAUCGGCAGGCCACGCUCCACGUCGGCGACGAAAUUAGGGAAAUUAAUGGCAUUCCAGUCAUGAAUCAAUCCGUUAACACCCUUCAGAAGAUCCUCAGAGAGGCCAGAGGCUCAGUUACCUUCAAAAUAGUACCUUCGUACAGAAGCGCUCCGCCGCCUUGCGAGCUAUUCCGGAUUAAGCCUCUACCAGUCUUAAUCUUCGUGAGGGCGCAAUUCGAUUACGAUCCACUGGAGGACGAGCUGAUUCCUUGCGCACAAGCCGGAAUCGGAUUCAAAACCGGCGAUAUCCUUCAGAUUAUCAGUAAAGAUGAUCAUCACUGGUGGCAGGCUCGGAAGGAUAACUCCGCUGGAUCCGCCGGUCUUAUACCAUCUCCUGAGCUGCAGGAAUGGCGGGCCGCCUGUGCCGCCAUGGAAAAAACUAAACAGGAACAAGACGUGGAAAAGGGAUGCACUUCUCAUGCGAAUGGUUGUGAUGGUUCUACAGUCAAUUGCUCAAUCUUCGGUCGCAAGAAGAAACAAUAUAAGGAUAAAUACUUGGCUAAACACAACGCAGUUUUUGACCAAUUAGAUUUAGUUACUUACGAGGAAGUUGUAAAGUUACCAAUUUUAGUGACAGAUCCGGCAUUCCAGAGGAAGACGCUCGUGCUGCUGGGGGCCCAUGGCGUUGGAAGGAGACACAUAAAGAACACCCUCAUAGCCAAGCAUCCAGACCAAUACGCUUAUCCCAUUCCACAUACAACGAGACCUCCGAGGGCGGACGAGGAGAAUGGCAGGAACUACUUCUUCGUAUCCCACGACGAGAUGAUGGCCGACAUUGCGGCUAAUGAGUAUUUGGAGUACGGUACUCAUGAAGAUGCCAUGUAUGGAACAAAGCUGGAGACUAUACGUAAGAUCCACCAAGACGGGAAGAUGGCAAUAUUGGAUGUGGAACCGCAGGCCCUGAAAAUCCUGAGGACGGCCGAAUUCUCACCGUACGUUGUGUUCAUCGCUGCGCCGGCACUGCAGAACAUCGCCGAUUACGACGGAAGUUUGGAGCGAUUAGCUAAGGAAUCGGAUAUGCUGAGGACAGCCUACGGCCACUACUUUGACUUGACUAUAGUAAACAAUGAUAUAGAUGACACGAUUGGAAACCUGGAGGCGGCGAUCGAGAAGGUGCAGACAACGCCUCAAUGGAUCCCAGUUUCGUGGGUGUACUGACAACGGGAAUCCGUUGAUUUCGGCUCGCUGCAGCACUUCUAGGGACAUCAAAUUCUGAUAUUUAUACAUACAUACAUUGCAUAUAUAUAUUAUAUAUAUUCUAUUACAUUAUAUUCUCACUUUAAUCGCAAAGAGAUGAAGAAAGAAAGAAAAAAAAAGCAUAAAGAAAUAACUAAUAAUUAUAAUGAGAAACAGAAUAAUCUAUUUACAUAGGUAAUUGUUAAUAUUUACAUAUAUAUAUAUCUAUUGAUUUUGUAGGUGAAAAAUACACAUUUUCUAAAUCAUGUUAUGAACCCAAAAGAUAUAAAGUGAAAAGCGAAACCCGAUUUGUAGAAGAUGAAGUUGCGAGGAGGAAAACCUAAGUUAAUUUUAAGCAAAAAAAAAUAACAAACCUUUGCCAUUCUAUGUGUAAUUGUUAACAAAACCAUUUAUGUAGAUAGUUCAAUCCGGACUUUUAUGAUCCCACUUAGAUCAAAUUCUUAUAUCCCCCUUUCUACUUGUAGUAGAAUUACCCAACUACACUAACUACAUUCCAUUUCGUUCUUUCCUCGUUGUUCUGUUUCCAUUUACACACUCUACACAUUCCUUGAUCAAAGACG